This is a messenger RNA of Cryptomeria japonica (Japanese cedar), 588 nucleotides long. RefSeq names its product LOB domain-containing protein 1-like. NCBI's taxonomy places the organism in Eukaryota, Viridiplantae, Streptophyta, Pinopsida, Cupressales, Cupressaceae. The coding region runs from base 1 to 588 and encodes 195 amino acids. The transcript has 3 exons. The record is from RefSeq and is a predicted model, not a curated record.
AUGUCUGGUAUUGUUUAUCCGUGCGCAGCUUGUAAGAUUCAAAGAAGAAAAUGUGAAGAUAAAUGUGUGCUUGCUCCUUAUUUUCUCCCAAAUGAUCCUGAGAAAUUUGCAGCAAUACACAAGUUAUUUAUUAGGAAUAAACUAGUGAAAAUAUGGAUAUCCUGCACAGCUUGUAAGAUUCAAAGAAGAAAAUGUGGAGAUAAAUGCAUGCUUGCUCCUUAUUUUCUGCCAAAUGAUCCUGAGAAAUUUGUAGCAGUACACAAGUUAUUCAGAACAAGCAAAAUUGUCAAAACCCUACAGAGUAUUCCGAAUGAAAAGAGAGCAGAUUAUGUAGCAAGCGUGGUGUAUGAAGCAAAUGCUAGAAUGAAUGAUUCAAUCUACGGUUCUGCUGGCGCAGUUUGUCAACUGGAGAAGCAAAUUUCAUGCCUUCAAUCGCAACUGGCAGCUGCGAAAGCAGAUCUGCUCAAUGCACAGGCUAAUCUUGUGUCUCCGGUGACUGGAUUUCAUUAUGGCGGUGAAGCGGGAAAUACAUUCCUACAGAAUAAGGAUGACCUAAAUUUUUUGCAAGAAGAUACUGCAAAACUUUGA